This is a messenger RNA of Brassica oleracea var. oleracea, 2520 nucleotides long. Its product is annotated as putative rRNA methyltransferase. Gene Ontology annotation, molecular function: rRNA (uridine-2'-O-ribose)-methyltransferase activity; rRNA (guanine) methyltransferase activity. Bases 13 to 2412 code for a protein of 799 amino acids. The transcript is spliced from 11 exons. NCBI's taxonomy places the organism in Eukaryota, Viridiplantae, Streptophyta, Magnoliopsida, Brassicales, Brassicaceae. Gene Ontology annotation, cellular component: preribosome, large subunit precursor; nucleolus; nucleus. The record is from RefSeq and is a predicted model, not a curated record. Gene Ontology annotation, biological process: maturation of LSU-rRNA from tricistronic rRNA transcript (SSU-rRNA, 5.8S rRNA, LSU-rRNA); maturation of 5.8S rRNA from tricistronic rRNA transcript (SSU-rRNA, 5.8S rRNA, LSU-rRNA); rRNA methylation.
UCUCAUCUCACGAUGGGUAAGGCCAAAUAUGACCGUCGUUUAGAUAAGUACUACCGUCUCGCCAAGCAGCGCGGCUUCCGCUCCCGUGCCUCCUACAAGCUCAUCCAAAUCAACGCCAAACACUCUCUUCUCCACAAAUCCCAUGCCGUUCUCGAUCUAUGCGCCGCCCCCGGUGGUUGGAUGCAAGUCGCCGUCGAGAAAGCUCCCUUCGGCAGCCUUGUUCUCGGGAUCGAUCUCGUUCCCAUCAUCCCCGUGCGUGGCUGCGUCGCUAUCCAGCAGGAUAUCACGCGGCCCGAGUGCAGGUCGAAGAUUAAGCAAGUGAUGGAGAAGCAUGGUGUUAGGGCUUUUGAUCUUGUUCUUCACGAUGGGUCUCCUAAUCUUGGUGGUGCUUGGUCUCAGGAACUUGUGAGUCAGAACGCUUUGGUUAUCGAUUCUGUGAAGUUGGCCACGGAGUUCUUAGCUCCUAGAGGAAACUUUAUCACCAAGGUUUUCAGGUCUCGAGAUUAUCACUCUGUGCGCUUCUGUCUUCGGGAGCUAUUCGAGAAGGUUGAGGAGUUGAAGCCACCGGCUAGUCGUUCAACAUCUUCAGAAACGUAUCUUUUAGGUUUGAAUUACAAAGCUCCUGCCAAGAUUGAUCCUCGUCAUCUUGAUUAUAGACAUCUUUUUAAAGAAACAGCAGAACCCACGAGAAAGGUUGUGGAUGUGCUUGGAGGAUCAAAACAGAAGAGAAACCGUGAUGGGUAUGAAGAUGGAGAGUCCAUUUUGAGAAAAGUUGCAUCUGCUGCUGAUUUCAUCUGGUCUGAAAAUCCUCUUGAGAUUCUUGGCACAGUUACUUGUAUAUCCUUUGAUGAUCAAGCCUCUCUACCUUUAAAAGAACAUGACUUGACUACAGAGGAGAUUAAAAUUCUAUGCGACGAUCUUCCUGUUUUGGGGAAGAAUGACUUCAAACACAUCCUAAAAUGGAGGAUGCAAAUUAGGAAAGCUCUGACUCCUGAAAAAAAGGAAGUGGCUAAAAAGGAGCCUGAUGUGGGAAAGGAAAACGAGGAAAAUGAGGAUGAUAGACUACUCAGUGAAUUGGAAGAGCUCACUAACGCAGCAGACCGCAAGAAGAAACAGGCAAAGAAGCUUCUUGCAAAACGACGGGCCAAGGAUAAGACGAGGAAGGCGACAAAUCCACAAAUAGAUGCACUUGAAGAUGGUUACGUAGACCAUGAACUGUUCUCUCUUGCUGCUAUCAAGGGAAAGAAAGAUCUAAUGGCAGUUGACGAAGAUGAUAACGCCAACGCCAAUGAAAGUGAGAACAAAGAUCGUGGUGAUGGAACUUCAGAUGACUCCAAAGACGGUGACAUAGAUUCUGAUGAAGAGCGUCAGAGAUACACUGAACAAAUGGAAGAGAUGUUUGACGAGGCAUAUGACCGUUAUAUGGCUAAGAAAGAAGGAAGCGCAAAGCAAAGGAAGCGAGCUAAGCAGACACACGUUGAGAAGCUUAAGGAGGGUAAUGGAGAUGAGGAGAUGAAACUCGAUUAUGAUUCAGAUAUAAAGGAAGAGACGGACGAGGCAAACCCACUUGUGGUGCCACUGGAUGAUGGAGAGACCCAAACAAAGGAAGAAAUCUCCAACCAGUGGUUCAGUCAGGAUAUAUUUGCUGAAGCCGUGGAAGAAGGAGACUUGGGUGAAGAUGACAGUGAUGACGUAAUGUCUAAACAAAAGGCAUCAAAAGCAAGCGUCUUGACUGGUCAGAGUUUACCCAUCAGCUCCAAGAAGGAAGAAGAUUUCGAGAUAGUUCCUCCACCAGCCACUGAUUCAGACUCGGACUCAUCCUCUGAGGACGACGUUCAUACAAAGGCCGAGAUGUUGGCAUGUGCCAAGAAAAUGCUAAAGAAGAAGCAGAGGGAAGAGAUGCUUGACGAUACUUAUAACAGACACAUGCUUGCGGACGAAGGUUUACUACCUAAAUGGUUUUUGGACGACGAGAAACACCACAGGCAACCGAUGAAACCCAUCACGAAAGAAGAAGCUAAUGCAGUGAAGGCUCAGUUCAGAGAAAUCAACGCUCGUCCAGCCAAGAAAGUGGCGGAGGCCAAGGCACGGAAGAAGCGAGCGGCUGCGAAAAGAUUUGAGAAGGUGAGGAAGAAGGCAAACGUAAUAUCCGACACGGCUGAUAUAUCGAACCGUUCAAAGGACAAGAUGAUAGACAAGCUAUACAAGAAAGCGGCAGAGCCGAGGAAGGCUAAGAAAGAGCUGGUUGUGUCGAAGAAAGGAGUUGGGGUUAAGGUUGGGAAAGGUCAGAAGAGAGUGGAUAGAAGGAUGAAGAGUGAUGCUAGGCAACGCCGAGGAGGCAAGCCUGGUAGGAAGGGGAUGAAGAGUGCCUCCGGUAAAUCAGGCCAGAAAGGCAAAAAAACCGAGGGGUAAGAGACCCAUGGGCGGCGAGUAAGUCCUCAGUGGACGAGAAGUAAGUUUUGUUCCGUUGUGUUUAGUCUGAUUGAUAUUUAUGCAAUUCUUGACUACUGGUUUUUGUUU